Messenger RNA from Sinocyclocheilus rhinocerous, 976 nucleotides. Its product is annotated as E3 ubiquitin-protein ligase RNF185-like. Gene Ontology annotation, cellular component: endoplasmic reticulum. Gene Ontology annotation, biological process: ubiquitin-dependent protein catabolic process. The transcript is spliced from 5 exons. Lineage: Eukaryota; Metazoa; Chordata; Actinopteri; Cypriniformes; Cyprinidae. The record is from RefSeq and is a predicted model, not a curated record. Bases 85 to 684 code for a protein of 199 amino acids. Gene Ontology annotation, molecular function: metal ion binding; ubiquitin protein ligase activity.
GUCAGAUUGUGCGGAGGACUGUGAGUUUCUGCUGUGUUUCUGUGCAGGUUUUGCAGACGCUGAGCUGUUCGAGGUGAAUGCAGAAUGGCCAGCGCAGAGAGUUCAGCGUCAUCAGCAGAGAACGGAGAGAACGGCAGCGGCGCUCAGGACGGCACGUUCGAGUGCAACAUCUGUCUGGACACGUCCAAAGACGCCGUCAUCAGUCUGUGCGGACAUCUCUUCUGCUGGCCGUGUCUGCAUCAGUGGCUGGAAACCAGGCCAAACAGACAGGUGUGUCCCGUUUGUAAAGCCGGCAUCAGUCGAGAUAAAGUGAUCCCGCUGUACGGCAGAGGCAGCACCGGACAACAGGACCCCAGGUGCAGGAUGAUGUUUGAGCUUAUAAACAUGACUAUAAAUCAUGCGAGAGCUGUAGAUCGUCUCUUCAUGAAUGUGUGUUUAUAUGGAUCUGAGCGUUCAGUGUGUUUGCAGGGCUUUCAGGGCUUCGGCUUCGGCGAUGGAGGCUUCCAGAUGUCUUUCGGUAUCGGGGCUUUUCCUUUCGGGAUCUUCGCUACAGCAUUUAAUAUCAAUGACGGACGACCGCCUCCAGCAGCUCCAGGAAGCCCUCAGCACACGGAUGAGCACUUCCUGUCCCGCCUCUUCCUGUUCGUGGCGCUCCUCAUCAUGUUUUGGCUGCUUAUUGCCUAAACGCUGACGAACUGUGUUCAUCGUCCUCGUCGGAGGACACUGUUCAGUUUUCUUCCCAGAUAUGAUUUUAAUAAACACAUAAGUCUUAUUUCACUCACUGUAGCAGAGCAAGUAGAACUUAUAUGAAUGCAUAAAUAAUAUACAUCCUAACAAUAACUUCAGAUUUUCAUCGCAAUGUCUUUCUUUUGUGCAAAACUGCGUUUGCACAGUGACUCAUUUCACUAAUUAAAGUCUGUUCUGUUAAACUAACGUUAUCAUGAUAACUGAUUUUACGUAUAUUUAAACAUUUUGG